AUGGAGAAAUUGUUUAAGAUAUACAUAUAUGAAGAUGGGGAACCCCCAGUUUUUCACUAUGGCCACUCCAAGGGCGUGCUUGGAUUGGAGGGUAUAUUCAUCCAUCAAAUUGAGAUCAACAAUCAAUUUCAAACAAGAGAUCCAAACAGAGCCCAUGUUUACUUCCUCCCUUUCAGUGUAAUCAGCCUCACUCAUUUUGUCCUGGACAUAAAUGCCCCUGCAUGGGAUGGUAUGAAGAACACCAUCAAGGACUAUGUAAGGGUCGUUUCGGGUAAUUACCCAUAUUGGAAUCGAAGUCUCGGGGCCGAUCAUUUCAUGCUUGCUUGUCAUGAUUGGGGACCUGAGAUAUCCUUUUCAAUUCCAAAUCUUUAUAACAACUCAAUUAGGGCACUUUGCAAUGCCAACACCUCCGAAGGGUUUAACCCGUCGAGGGAUGUCUCUAUCCCGGAGAUUUUACUCCCGGAGGGUACAAUGGAGGGCCUGAUUGGCGGCCCACCACCAUCUAACCGGUCGAUACUCGUGUUCUUCGCUGGUGGAGUCCACGGAUCGAUAAGAGAAAUCAUGUUACGCCAUUGGCAAGAUAAGGAUCCGGAAGUUCGGGUAACCGAGUAUCUACCCGGAUCCGUCAAUUACUACGACAUGAUUCGACAAAGCAAGUUUUGCAUUUGUCCUAGUGGUUGGGAGGUAGCGAGUCCGAGAAUGGUCGAAGGAUUGUACAUGGGUUGUGUCCCGGUUUUGAUUAAGGAUCAUUACGCGAAGCCUUUUGCGGACGUUCUUACUUGGGAAGAAUUUUCAAUUGAAAUUCCAGUAGAAAAAAUUCCGAAUUUGAAGGAGAUUCUAACAGCUAUAUCGGAAGAAGAAUAUUUGAAGUUGCAAAACAAUGGACUCCAAGUGAGAAAACACUUUGAGGUUAAUUUCCCACCAAAGAGGUUUGAUGUUUUUCAUAUGAUUCUUCAUUCCAUUUGGCUAAGGAGGCUUAACAUUCGAGUUUAA
Messenger RNA from Impatiens glandulifera, 993 nucleotides. Its product is annotated as probable glycosyltransferase At5g03795. The record is from RefSeq and is a predicted model, not a curated record. The transcript has 3 exons. Gene Ontology annotation, molecular function: glycosyltransferase activity. The coding region runs from base 1 to 993 and encodes 330 amino acids. NCBI's taxonomy places the organism in Eukaryota, Viridiplantae, Streptophyta, Magnoliopsida, Ericales, Balsaminaceae.